Messenger RNA from Oncorhynchus masou masou (cherry salmon), 14873 nucleotides. RefSeq names its product protocadherin Fat 2-like. Gene Ontology annotation, molecular function: calcium ion binding; cadherin binding. The record is from RefSeq and is a predicted model, not a curated record. Gene Ontology annotation, cellular component: plasma membrane; catenin complex. Lineage: Eukaryota; Metazoa; Chordata; Actinopteri; Salmoniformes; Salmonidae. Gene Ontology annotation, biological process: homophilic cell-cell adhesion.
UAGAAUAGAUGAGAGUAAAGUUAACUAGCCGGCUAUUGACAAUUGACGAUAUUGCAUGUGUGUUUUUUCUCUUCCCGCGAGAGACACUAUGGAAGAACAACAGUGCUUGUCACUCUCGUUUUGCUGGAUCUGCAAAAUCCUUAAAGCAUAAAGGAGGAAAAUAAUAACAAGAAACAUUUCAGAAGGGGUCAACUUAGAGAACCUUGGAGCUGAGGAUCCUGGUGAUGACAGUGAAGAUGGUUAAAACAGACACAAGUACACUACUCUUAGUGGUAGCGGUCUUACUAAACCUAGUAGCAAGUAACGAGUAUCACAAAAUACCAACAAAAUGGAGCUUGGGAAAGGUGCUUGGAAAGGACAGCUCUCCCAUGAGGUUCACUUAUCAUCUCUACAAUGCCACCAUUAAUGAGAACUCAGCCCCCAGAACUGCUGUGGAGAGUCCCAUCAAGAUGGGCAUCGUAGUGACCAAUCCUUUCUGGGGUAUCAAGUUCAAACUCGUCUCUGGAGACGACGACGGCCUAUUCAAAGCGGAGGAGGUCAGAGUAGGGGAUUUCUGCAUUCUGCGAAUCAAAACGCGAAGCAGUAAUUCUGCAUCACUAAACAGGGAAGUAAGAGACAGUUAUACUCUCACCAUUGAAGCCACUGAAAUCACGUACGACUUCCAGGCCAGGACCAAGGUAUUGGUUCAGGUGAUUGACACCAAUGAUCUGAAACCGCUCUUCUACCCAGCCUCGUACAACGUAGUCAUCAGGGAAGACGCUCCGUUGAAGUCCAGCGUGGUCAGGGUCAGUGCGACGGACGCGGAUAUUGGCUGCAACGCUGAGUUCUAUUACUCCUUUAUGACUAGAGCCCAUCCGUUCGCCGUUGAUCCUUUCACAGGCACCAUCAGCCUCGUCAAGAGACUGAACCACAGCCGAGCAGAAACAUACGAUCUCACUGUAUUAGCCGAGGACAGGACCAAGAAGAUAUCUGGGGUUCAGAAGUUUGGCAACGUGGCCAGGGUUAAAGUUACCAUAGAAAAGGUCUCCUCGACCGCCCCCAUCAUCAAACCUCUCCCGGUUGUCCUGGCUCAGAAGGAUGAAGAGGAGAAGAUAACUAUUGAUGUCCAUGUAGAGUCGGGUGUAAAGGUUGAGUCCGUUAGUAUUGUUGGUGGGGAUCCACAGAGGUAUUUUGAAAUGAUUCCAUCCAGCCUGCAAGGCAAUGGUUUCCAAGUGGUCUCCACCAAGAGAAUGAACUGGUCUCAGAGCCCAUCUGGAUUUAACCUCUCCCUUCAAGCUAAAGACAGGAGCAGUCCACCUUUAGUUUCUCCAAUUUCAGAAAUCCAUAUCCCUCCCUAUAAACAAAGCCUGUUUAGCUUUCUGGAAGACACUUACAUUCUCACACUGAGUGAGUUUUCACCACCAAAAACACAUGUGGUCAGAGUUAGUGUGAAUCUGGCAUAUUUGAAUGUUAGAUACCACAUUAAAAGUAACUCUGAUAGCUCCAAAUUUAAGAUUAACCCCAAAACAGGAGUAAUUGUUACCUCAGACUCCUUUGACUUCGAGAAAAAGUCUCGUUAUGAAUUCGACGUGAUAGCGAAUCACGGCGAAGCCGAGACCCAUAUAGUUGUUGAGAUAACUGACGAAAAUGACAACGCCCCCAUAUUCACCAAACCUUCAUACCAAGCCACACUACCAGAGAACGUACCUAUAGGCAGCAGCGUUCUAACAGUCUCUGCAAUAGACGAGGACAGGGAACGAAAUGGUUUUGUGACCUAUGCCAUAGCCAACUCAGCUCCUUCCCCAUUCACAAUAGACCCAAUCAGUGGAGUGAUCUCUACAUCUGAGGAUCUGGACUACGAGUUGAUGAAGAGGUGGUAUCAUCUCAGAGUGUGGGCUUCGGACAGCGGCAGUCCCUUCAGUCAUGUUUCUGAAUGCGCUGUGACGAUCACCAUGAGCAACGUCAACGACAACACCCCUCUGUUUGAGCAGGUGGGAUGCAACGCCACCAUACCUGUAGAUUUAGCGGUGAGAGAGCCAAUCGCAGAGCUGUCAGCUGUUGACCUGGACGAACUACAACAGCUCAGAUAUGUGAUCGAGUCAGGGAAUGACCAAAAACUGUUUGACAUCGAUGCUGUAUCAGGAGUCAUUACACUGAUCAGACAGAUACCCAGAGCUUCGAUAGAGACUGAAUUACCUUCGUUCAGACUCAGAAUCACAGCAACCGACGGUAAACAUACCUCUGAUCCCUCUGUUGUUACUGUUACUAUCGGUAACCAGGGCACUGAAGCCACCGUCAGUUGUCAGGAGACUGGGAUUUUCAAACGGCUCACAGACAAACUGAUUGAAUCCAUAAAGCCAAGGCUGACUUUCCAGGACGAGGAAUCCUUCUCGGACGUUCAUAUCAUCAACCGCUACUCUCCUAAGUUCAACUCUGGCAUCCCGAGUACUAUUGACAUCAGAGAGGACUUCCCUUUGAAUUCAACUAUCCUUUACUUCAAGGCUACGGAUAACGACACUGGAUUCAACAGCAAGCUUGUGUACGCUAUCUCAAGUGGAAAUGAAGAUGGGUGUUUCUCCAUUGGUAUUUUCUCUGGGGAGCUUCAGCUUGUGUGUCCUUUAGACCAAGAAACCAAAGAGUUCUACAUUUUGAACGUAACUGUCUAUGACUUAGGAAGCCCACAAACCUCAGCAUGGAAAUUUCUCGCUGUGAAUCUAUUGGAUGUUAACGACAACCGACCAGUAUUCAACCAAUCCAGGUAUGUCGUGCACAUUCCAGAGAACACGGAGGUUGACACGAGGAUAUUCCAAGUGCACGCAACAGAUUUAGACUCUGAGGACAAUGGAAACAUAUUAUAUUCGAUGCUAACUUUAACUGAUCUUUUCAAGAUCAAUGAACUCACUGGCGAAGUGAAAGUGUCUGGUCGUUUAGACAGAGAGGCCUUUCCCAGACAUAACCUGAAGAUAGAGGCUAGAGAUCAGUCUAAAACAGACCCACAGCUCUUCUCUAUGACCGAUCUGGUGGUCGUGUUGGAGGACAUCAAUGACAAUCCUCCCAAGUUCGUCCCCAAGAUCUACAACAUCAAAGUCCCCGAGGACGUUCCCUUGGGGACGGUGCUACUGUGGGUCGAGAGCUACGACUUAGACCUGGGCAGCGCUGGACAGAUCAGCUACAACCUGAAGAACAGUGAGAACGGGGCCUUUUUUCUGGACGCGUCGACCGGAUCUCUAACCCUUGAGAAAGAACUGGACUUUGAGAGGAGACAGUCUUACAACCUGACGGUUCGAGCGGUUGACCAUGGCCUUCCUCGGUCACUCUCCUCCUCCUGUUUCAUCGAGGUGGAGGUCCUGGAUGUGAAUGAGAACCUCAAUAAGCCGGUCUUCUCCAUGUUUGUCUAUGAGGCCUCAGUGAGGGAGGACGCUCCUGUGGGAACCUCCGUGUUCACGCUGACAGCAGCAGACAGGGACCUGGGGAGAGAUGGAGUCGUCAGGUACCACAUCCACGAUGGAUCUGGCUUGGGAGUUUUCAUGAUCGAUGAGGAAACAGGUGUAAUCCGCACGACUGAGACGUUGGACCGCGAGGCCGUCUCACACUACUGGCUGUCGGUCUAUGCCAAAGACCUUGGCACCAUCCCUCUAGUGACCUGGACAGACAUAUUUGUGGAAGUCCUGGACAUCAAUGAUAACCCUCCCCAGAUGUCCGAGCCGGUCUACUUCGGCUCUGUCCUGGAAAACAUGCCUAAAGACAAGUCAGUGGUUCAGGUCACUGCUACUGACGUGGACAGCUCCUCUGAGGGGAAACUCACCUUCCAGCUGUUGGAGUCACCACGGAUGUAUUUCACCAUCAACACCAAGACAGGCGUCAUCAGCACUCUGACCUCUCUGGACCGGGAACUGAAAUCUGAGCACAGUGUUGAGGUGAUAGUGUCGGACAACGGAGCCCCUCCUCUCCGCUCCACCUCGACAGUGAUCAUCCAGGUGUUGGAUGAGAACGACAACAGACCCCAGUUCAACCACAAGCUCUUCCAGGUCAAACUACCUGAGCAACACAGGGGUCAGGGGGCGAAGCCACAGGUGGAGGUGUGUCGGAUGGUUGCCCAGGACGACGAUGAAGGGCCUAAUGCUGAGGUCACCUUCAGUCUCCAGGACAACCAGAACGAGAAGUUUGAGAUCCAUCCAGACACUGGGGUGGUGACGGCACGGGGAGACUUUACAGCAGGCAACUACAGCAUCCUCACGAUCAAAGCAAAGGACCAUGGGAGCCCGGUGAGAUCGUCGACAGUCCGCCUCGACGUAGAGUGGAUCUCCAAGCCGACGCCCACCUCCGAUCCGCUGACGUUUGACGAGCCACACUUCACCUUCGCUGUCAUGGAGACGGAUCCUGUCACUCACAUGGUGGGGAUCAUCCUCACGGAGACACAGAGGCUACUGUGGUAUGACAUCACAGGGGGCGAUGAUGAGCAGGACUUUGACAUUGAGAGGAACACAGGCAGCAUCGUGAUCGCCAGGCCUCUGGAUGCAGGGAAGAAGUCCAACUAUAAUCUGACUGUACAGGUUACAGACGGGCAUCAGGUCGCAACCACACAGGCAUAUAUCCGUGUGCUGGACAUGAACGAGCAUCGACCCAUGUUCAUGAAGUCCAUCUACGAGGUCAGUGUACCGGAAGACACCUCUCCAUGGAAGGACAUCCUCCACAUCUCUGCUCAGGACCAAGACAGCAACAGCAAACUCAUCUACUCGCUCCACGGCAGCGUCCAUCCAGACAGCCUGAAGAUCUUCCAUCUGGACCAUAAGAGUGGUGUUCUGGUCAUGACUGAGCAGCUGGACCGUGAGAAGCUUUCUGUGCACACCCUCAUUGUGAUGGUUCGAGAUCAGGAGAUCCCAGUGAAAAGAAACUUUGUGAAGGCAGUGGUUUAUGUGGAGGACUGCAACGACCACUCUCCUGCCUUCCUGGCGGCCGGCUAUGAGGGAACUAUCACCAAUCUGGCUGCGGCUGGGACAGAGGUGCUGCGUGUCAAGGCUCUGGAUAAGGACACGGGGAGCAACGCUCAGAUUAUCUACUCCCUUCACUCAGGGAAUGUGGACAACACCUUUGACAUUGAUGGCGAGCUGGGGAGUAUCACUAUCGCCAAACCUCUGGACAGCCUACCCCAGGAGCAGUUUCAUCUGACAGUGAAGGCCACAGACCAGGGUUUUCCCCAGCACAGCGAUCUCUGUUCUGUCUCCAUCACCGUCCUGCUCUCAGACAGAACCCCUCCCAGGUUCCCCUCUGAUGAGUUCUUCUCAGAAGUCAGUGAAGCCAGUCCUCUGGGAACUCCCGUGAUCACUGUCUCAGCAGCCAGCCCAUCCGCAGUCCACUACAGCAUCAAAGAUGGAGACUCUAACGGAACGUUCCACAUCAAUGCAGAGUCCGGAGUUCUCUCUGUCCAAGCAAGCCUCAACUUCGAGAGGUGUUUCUCUUACAAACUCAAAGUGCGUGCUAGCACCUCGGCAGGAGCCUCGUCAGAUACGGUUGUUUACGUCUAUGUGAUAGAUGAGAAUGAUAACCCUCCGGUGUUCCUCCAGGAGAAAUUCCAUGGCCAGAUUAGUGAGUCUGCUCACAUAAACAGCAUGGUGAUGGGGGAGAGCAACACACCUCUAGUGUUACGAGCCUCUGAUGCUGACAGGGACUCUAACUCUCUCCUAGUCUUCCAAAUCCUGGAGCCGGAAGCGAUGAAAGUCUUCAAGAUAGAUCCCAGCAUGGGUACACUCUCUGUGAUAUCUGAGGUUGACUUUGAAGAAACACCUGAGUUUCACUUCAGCAUUCAGGUACGGGACUCAGGGGAACCGUCGCUGUACGCAGCAGAGCCAGCCAGAGUCACCAUCCGUGUCCUGGAUUUCAAUGACUGUUCCCCCAUAUUCUCUAGGCCGGUGUACGAGUCGUCCAUCAUCUUCCCUCCCGUCAGAGAGAUGGAGGUUGUACGGGUUACGGCACAAGAUGCAGAUUCAGCUGUCUCGUACAGCAUCACAGAGGGCAACCUUCACGAGGCUUUUCUCAUUCAUCCUUCCACUGGUGCUAUCUCUGUAAACAAUGUUUCAGAGUUUAAAUCCUUUUACCAGCUGCUGGUCAAAGCCUCUGACGGCCUGUACAAAGACCUUGCUACAGUUAAGGUAAACGUCACCAACAUAACAGCAGGCGGCCAUCUUCAAUUUGAGCAGGGAUUGUAUGCAGCCACCAUUGUGGAGAAUACGAUGUCGGUCAACAUGUUAGUUGUUUUGAGAGCAUCAGGUAGCUACUUGAACGAGCCUCUGAUUUACUCUGUAUUGAACCCAAUGGGACGGUUUUCUAUAGUCCCGACAUCAGGGGUGCUUGAGACCACCGGCGUCCCCUUCGACAGAGAGGAGCAGGAUGUCUAUGACAUAGUGGUGGAGGUGAGAGACAUGAGGAGUCCCCCUCGCAGGGCAAUAACCCACGUCAACAUUUACAUAGUUGACGUCAAUGAUAAUCCACCAAGGUUCUUGAACCUGCCUCACUCCAUGAUGAUCUCUGAAGACACAGACCUAGGAGAUGUAAUCUUUCAAGUGAUGGCGUCCGACAGUGAUCUUGGAGAAAAUGGUUCUAUUAUGUACUUGUUGGAGGAGGAUUUUGAUCUCUUUAGGAUAGACCCUUAUGUUGGUGACGUGUCCCUUCAGCGGCCUAUAGACUUUGAAGCUACUAAUAAAUAUACCCUGACUGUCCUGGCCACAGACGAGGGCUCGCCCAGUUUGACCACUUCAGCAGAACUGAGUAUCACGGUGAGAAAUCGCACCAACCCCAUUUUUCAGACUUUGCUCUAUCCUCUAAAAGUCCCUGAAAACAUAUCUCCCUUCACCACCAUCUUGCAUGUACAAGCAAGAAACCCAGAGGGAUAUCGGCUUAUUUACAAUCUGGAAGAGGAGAAUGCCUCGAAAAACUUUCACAUAGAUUUUAAAACAGGAGUGUUGAGUGUCACUGAUUUGUUGGACUAUGAGAGCCAGACAAUGCAUCUAUUGACGGUACGAGCCACUGACUCUGUGACAGGCUCCUUUUCAGAGGCCGCUGUCGAAAUAGAGGUUGAAGAUGUUAAUGAUAACGCUCCAGUCUUCUCCAAGCUGACUGACACAGUGGAUAUACCUGAAGGAUUACCCAUAGGCACGUCUGUAUUACAGAUAUCAGCCACAGAUAGAGACUCAGGCAGAAAUAGAGACUUAACCUUCCAUAUUAUGGGGACGGGGGGAAAUGAAACGGACUUCUUUAAAAUAGACCCCCAGAGUGGUCUAAUUGUUACGACACAGGUGUUGGACUAUGAGAAGACAAAACACUUCCAGUUAAAGAUCAAAGCCAUAGAUAAUGGCACGAACCCGUUGAGCAGCGAUGCCUAUGUCACUGUUAACGUAACCGAUGUCAACGAUAACCCUCCAAACUUCUCCAAGACCCAUUAUCAGGCAACACUGGAUGAAUUGGCCAAAUGUGGCCACAUCGUCAUAAAAAUCCAAGCUUCGGACCCCGACACCAGAGACUUGAACAAUCUACAGUAUAAGAUCCUCUCAGGUAAUGAGGGAAGAUACUUCGCCAUCAAUGAAUCCUCCGGGAUUAUCUCCUUUUCUAACGUCUGCAAGAGAAAUGUGGACCCAUUCUACAACCUCACCGUGGCUGUGUCAGAUGGAGUUUUCCAGAACACAGCCCCUGUGAACAUUGAUAUGAUGAACACUAAUAAACACAGUCCCUAUUUCAACAAAAACAUCUACGAGGCGGAACUAGCUGAGAACGCUGAGGCUGGAACACGUGUGAUUCGCCUGGCCGCUAUAGACCCUGACGAUGGACCUUACGGCAGCGUGGACUACACCAUCAUCAACAAACUGGCAGAUGACAAAUUCUCCAUAGACAAGAAUGGACAGAUCAUAACAUCUCAACCUUUAGAUAGAGAGAACCCAUCCCAAAGAGUGAUCGCCAUCAAGGUGAUGGCUAAAGAUGGUGGAGGGAAAGUAGCGUUCUGCACUGUGAAGAUUAUCCUGACAGAUGAGAAUGAUAAUGCCCCUCAAUUCAAAGCUACAGAGUACCAGGUGUCAAUCCAGUCUACUGUAAACAAAGGCUCUCCCGUGAUUCAGAUAGUGGCAUAUGACGCAGACGACGGCAAAAAUGCUGACGUCACCUACACUGUGGACGAAGCAGAGGAAGUGACUGAGGACAUCAUUGAGAUCAACCCCUUCACUGGCAUUGUCAGCGUCAAAGAGAGUCUGAUAGGUCAAGAGAACAAGAUAUUCAACUUCAAAGUCAAAGCUCGGGACAGCGGAUUACCAUUCUUCAACUCCACGGUUCCGGUGCAGGUGAAAGUAGUCCCACCUGAGGUCCCUCUUCCGAAGUUCUCCGAGCCACUCUACACCUUCUCCGCAGCCGAGGACAUCUCCAUGGGAACAGAGAUCGGGACGAUCAAGGCCGACUCCGACAUGCCAGUCAUCUACAGCCUGGUCAAUGGCAACACAGUGGAGAGUAACAGAGACAGAGUGUUUGCUCUGGAUAAAGAGAGCGGUACUCUACUCGUCCAGAAGAGCAUUGACCACGAGAAGACCAAGUGGUAUCAGAUAGAUGUUAUUGCUCAAGGCAACCACAAUGGGACCGACGUAGCCUCGCUGGUGUCGGUCAGCAUCCAGGUCCAGGAUGUGAAUGACAACGUGCCGGUGUUCGAGGCCAACCCUUACAAGGCCUUCCUGGCUGAGAACAUGCCACCAGGAACCACCGUCAUCCAGGUGACGGCCAACGACCCUGACCAGGACACUAAUGGACAGGUGACCUACACCUUGGAAGCCGAACCCGAUGACAUCACCGAUGUCUUCUCCAUCGAUAGUGAGAGCGGUUGGAUAAUUACUCUGAGAGAGACGGACUGUGAGACGACUCAGCACUACAGCUUCACAGUGGUGGCUACUGACCACGGGGGGGAGGUGAAGCUCUCUUCCUCGGUUCUGGUGGAGGUGACGGUGACUGACGAGAACGACAACCCUGCUCGGUUCACGGAGGACGUGUACCAUGGGUCUGUCAUGGAGAACACUAGGCCUGGGGAGGUCAUCAUGAGCCUGACGACCGUUGAUAUGGAUGUGACUAAAGAGAACAAGCAGAUCACGUGUUACAUCACAGACGGAGACCCAUUGGGCCAGUUCUCCAUUGUGCAAGAGGGAGAGGAAUGGAGGCUGGUCCUCAAAGAGUCUCUUGACCGUGAAGCUAAAGAUAACUACUCCCUGAAAAUAAGAGUUACUGACGGGAGAUUCGAGGCCCCUGCCACUGUAGAGGUCCAUGUUCUAGACAUCAACGAUAACAGUCCUCUGUGUGAGCAGUUGCUGUACACAGAGGUCGUCAUGGAGAAUUCCCCGUCAAGCCUGUUCAUACUGAAGGCUUCAGCGUCAGACCCAGACAUCGGCACCAACGGACUAGUGUCCUACACCCUCCACGGUCCCAACGCAGACAAGUUCCAUCUUAAUCAAAAGACAGGGGAAUUGUUCACUCUAGCCCAGUUGGACCGGGAGAUGGUGAGGGAGUAUGAUCUGGUAGUUAAAGUCACAGACGGCGGAGGCCGCUCCUGCCAAGCAGACAUCUUACUUAUGAUCCAGGAUAUGAAUGACAACCCUCCCAAGUUCUCGAACAACCACUAUGAAGUCACUGUGUUCGACAACACCACCAUCAGGACACCCAUCGCUGUCAUCUACGCCAAAGACCCUGACACUGGUAUAAACUCUGAGGUGAAGUAUUCUCUACUUGAGGACAACAGCGGACACUUCUCAUUGGAAGAGUUCUCCGGUAUCCUGCGCCUGGAGAGGUCGCUGGCUGAAAACACACGGUCAACCUUUGAACUCAAGGUCAAAGCCACAGACCGGGGGCUUCCCCGACAACUGUACUCCGUUGCCACAGUUACGGUGCACGUUGUCGACCUGAGCGACUACCAGCCGGUGUUCCUGAGCCAGGAGUACUCCGCCCAGAUCCCAGAAUCCACCUUGGUAGGAACAGAGGUCAUCAGCGUCUCUGCCCUCACUAGAGACGGGACCGAGACGGAACCCAUUGUCUACUCCAUCGUCUCUGGCAACGAGGGGGGAAGGUUCUACCUGCACCCGGCAACUGGUGUUCUGGCUGUGAAUGGCUCUUUAGACUUUGAGCGGUGUCGUGAAUACUACCUGUCAUUGGAGGGGACGAGAGGCAAGUCGACUCUGAGCGACAUCACCAUGGUGAUUAUCAACAUCACGGAUGUCAAUGACAACACGCCCGUGUUCGCACAGCGAGACUACAGUGCUGACGUCUCAGAGGACCUGUCGCCUGGCGAUGUGGUGAUGCAGGUGACAGCCAUCGACCUGGAUGGGCCGUUGAACAACCUCAUCCACUAUUCAAUCUCCAGUGGAGACCCUCAGGGGCAGUUCAGCAUCGACCCUCGCAGUGGAGAGGUCAUAGUCAGGGCCACGCUGGACAGAGAGGAGAUCACUCACUACUCUCUGACGGUCCAAGCAGCCGAUGAGGGAGACCCUCCUCUGUCUACCGCGGUCCAAGUGACCUUGACCGUGUCCGAUGUCAACGACAACCCACCUGUCUUCUCCCAGAUUAAACACAACCUGGUCCUUCAGGAGGGCGAGGCCAUCGGUAGCAGCAUCCUCCAGCUGGUGGUCACAGACAGAGACACCCCUCAGAAUGGACCUCCCUUCACAUUCCACAUCGCGUCUGGGAACGAGGACCGCCGCUUCCACGUAGACCAGGGAGGUCUGUUGUCCAUCUCUGUCCCUCUGAAGAAGAAGAUCAAGCCACAGCAUCUUCUGAAAAUACAGGUGACAGACAGCGGACACCCUCCUCUCUCCUCCAUCUGCGUGGUGAAGAUCAACGUCACUGAGCAGAGCAAGUACCCUCCUUCUGUGAUGCCCCUGGAAGUCUUCAUCACCACCACAGGAGACACGUUCUCCAACCGAGUCAUAGGCAAACUGCAUGCCUCCGACCAGGACCUGCACGACAUCCUAACCUACAAGCUGAUCUCGGAGUCUCCCGGUGGGGGAGACCCAGGGCCGAGCUCACACCCCUCUGGAGGCCUCUCCAGGUUCUCUGUGGACCUGGUGGAUGGGAAGAUUUGGGCCGACGAAGACUUGAAACCUGGUCUCUACUCCCUCAAUGUCAGCGUCUCCGAUGGGAAGUUCAGCGUGUGGGCCGGGGUGAAGGUCCAUGUAUGGAAACCCACACAACAGGCCCUGGAUGCUGGGCUCACUCUGCAGCUGGCUGGGCUUUCCCCGGAGGAGUUCCUGGGGGACCUCUGGAGAGGCCUCCAGAGGAGCCUCAGCACGGCCCUGGGUAUAACCAGGCAAGACCUCCACCUGGUGAGCCUACAGCAGCAACCCAACUCCCUGGUCCUGGAGGUUCUGCUGCUAUGGAGGCCGCAUGGUGGAACUGUAGAACCGUUACCAACCAACCGGCUGGCAGGGAUCAUCGCUGACAUAGAAGACUCGUUGGGACUGAGUGUUCUCAGGGUGCAUCACAAUGGGUGUCUAGGGACAGAAUGCCCUCCUAGAGGAUGCAGGAACUCAGUCCAGAUGAGAGGAGAGAGGCUGAGCCACUACGCCACAGCCAGGGCCGGCUUCAUCACCCCACAACACACCUGGGAGAGUGUCUGCCCCUGCAACGAGUCUGCUGUGAGUUUUGACGGGACGGGCUAUCUGAAAUACCUGUAUCAGACUGAGGAGGAGGAGGAGGAGAAUCAGAACUUGCGUCUCUCUCUGCGCAUCAAGACCUUCCAGCAACAAGGCGUUGUCAUGAAUACCAAUGCAACCAACUGGGGGAUCUUGAAGCUGAUAGGUGGAGAGCUGAGGUUCAUGUACCUCUGUGGCAACACGCUCCCCGGUUCCCUGCGUGUCCACGCAGCCCCAGCGGUGUCAGACGGGCGGUGGCACCACGUCCUUCUGGAGGUCAACGGCACCAUCCUCAGACUCACCCUGGACCACAUUCACUCAUCCCAGGUCGUCCUCUCUGAACCCUGCCAUCUGAUGCAGCCCCAUGGGACUCUGAUCCUCGCUGGCUCCCCUGGUCCUGGUUCUCCUCCCACCACCACCUCUACAGAGACCCAGGCCAGGGCCCAGACACAGGCACAUGGCUUGGUGGGCUGCCUGGAGGGUAUGGAGCUGAACGGGGAGCCCAUCAGGACAGAGGAGGAUAAGGAGUGGAAUGGGCCUGGGAGGAGGAGGGUGUUUGGGGUCUACCAGUGCUGUGUCAACCAGGUCAGGAUCAACAGCUGUGACAGUAACCCCUGUCUGAAUGCAGGAACCUGUGAGGAGGAAUCAAAUGGAGGGUUCCGCUGCAGCUGUCCAGUUCCUUUCUAUGGCCCCCGCUGUGAGCUGGACAACAACCCCUGUGCCUCCCAGCCCUGUGCCCACAGUGGGGUGUGCGUGCCAAAGAGUCAAGGUUACAUCUGUAACUGCCAACUGAAUAUGACUGGAAUCAGGUGUCAGAGCCUAAUCGACGGAUGCUCCCCCAACCCGUGUCUAGAAGGGUACAACUACCUUCUCCGGGGCUCCAUCCACUGCGACCCUCUGCCCCAGGUGUACGCCGGACUGGGCUACAUCGAGAUAGUGGAGAUAUGUGCCAGCUUGAUGGGGGUUUUCUUCCUGGUCGGUGUCUUCGUCUGUGUCCGCAAACGUUAUGUCCAACAGAAGAAGAAACCUGUCUGUGUUCAGGACUCCAACGGUUACUUCCAACCCAGUCUGGCCAAAUCCAUGAUGGCCGACACUCCAAAAGUCAGCCCAAUAGAGAUGAACAUGCUGAUGGGCUCUGGUAACGACCUGGAUAACAUACACAGUCCCUUCAGAUCUCUGAGGCUUCACAGCCAGAUGGACCUGGGGCUGGGGUCCCAGGUAAGCCUAAGGGCCGGGAAGCAGAAGCCUCAGGGGCCCGUGGUGUGUAGUGUGGCCCCCAACCUCCCUCCUACACCUUCAUCCAUCUCUGACAAUGAGUCCAUCAGGAAACACCACUGGGAUCAGGAUUAUGAAGUCUACCCUGCUGAUCCUGACUACUACGGUCGACCCAACCCUGCGGUCCAAGAGUACCCCCAGGUCCAGGAGUUUCCCCAGUUCGACAUUGUGGAGGACACCUACGGCUCUGUGACCGCAUCAAUAGACUCACGUAGAAACUCUCGCUUCGGCGGAUUCCCGUUUCCUCUGGAGCGCUCUGACCGCCGCGCUCCCUUACCCCCCUGUUAUAGUAACCAGAACCUGGAUGACUUCCUGGGGCCUGACGGUCUUCCCUUACCCAGCUCCCAGUGCCCCAACGAGUACACUGCCAUCAGUUACUAUCCGACGCAACAUGCACAAAGCGUGGACAAUGUCUCGUCAGGCUACCGGCGCCUCAGCAUGCGCCUCAGCGUUGCCAUGCCAUCCUACGCUGAGUGUAACUCUCCUCCUCCUCCCCCUCCACCCCAGCAGGCUAGGCAUGCAGGACGGAACUCUCGCUGCUACAACGGGUCUGACAUGGUGGAGAGCGACUAUGGAAGCUGUGAGGAGGUCAUGUUCUAGAAUGUUUUCAAAGUGUUCUAUUCUAGAGUUAAAGAUACAGUGCUCCCUAUCAAAGGUCUCUUUCAGGGAGAGACUGCAACGUUUCUACGAAAGAGUUGAUUCUUGAACAUUCUACGAGGUGAAUUUAUUAUAUUCUAUACAGUCAAUUCUUAGAAUGUCUCCAUAAAAUGUGACUGAUCGGCAUCUAAGUGGGCUUGACAUUCAGUAGAGUAAAUGAAAGAGUCACUCACCUUUUGUUCCACAGGGUUGAACAGUAUUACAGGAUGUUUAUCUGAAACUAUGGCAACAAGGCCACGCAACACAAAGAUAUUCUGUACUAAAUGCUGCAGCAAUAUCGAACUCACUCAUCUAGACCCCUCUCCAUCCAAGGGGGAGAGAGACUGGCUUUGGGUGAAACCGAUUCCAAUAAGAAUGAAUAUGCCUAGACAACUAUGUUACAACAAGGUCACGCAACACUGACCAUAUAAAGAGAGUGGAUUUACGUAAAAAACUAUUUCUAUAAGAAUGAAUAUGCCUACGUUUCAUGCAGAUAAUAGCUCCAUUCAAUACAAUAAUAACAACCCAUAAUAACCAUAAAGAUGUCACAUAGAGUAAUACAGAUCCUAUUUGUGACCUCACCAUUCAGUGAUAUGGGAGAACAUCUCAAAUAGCCCCCUAUACCUAUGGACCCUAGACCAAAGUAGUGCACUAUGUUUGGGACGGAGGGCAUAUGUGACAAAAUAAUACAUAAUACAUUUUAAUAAUACAUUUUAUGAAUAAGUAGAUCAUAAAUAUUCACACAUAUUACACGUGUUUGUUGUAAAACAGGUCGUCUUUUCAAUAUAACUUUAAUUGUUGAUAUUGCCAAUUGUGUAAAUAGUCUAUAGUGUGGAAGUUUUCUGACUUUGAUCUCAAAAAAACAUUUCUCGGAAUUGUAACGGUUGGUGGUAUUUGGUUGUAAACAGUAUUUUGAGUCCGAACACAUAAAUGUGGUAUCUAAUCUGACUGUCUAUAGCCCAACACAUAAAUGUGGUAUCUAAUCUGACUGUCUAUAGCCCAACACAUAAAUGUGGUAUCUAAUCUGACUGUAUAUAGCCCAACACAUAAAUGUGGUAUCUAAUCUGACUGUCUAUAGCCCAACACAUAAAUGUGGUAUCUAAUCUGACUGUCUAUAGCCCAACACAUAAAUGUGGUAUCUAAUCUGACUGUCUAUAGCCCAACACAUAAAUGUGGUAUCUAAUCUGACUGUAUAUAGCCCAACACAUAAAUGUGGUAUCUAAUCUGACUGUAUAUAGCCCAACACAUAAAUGUGGUAUCUAAUCUGACUGUUUAUAGCCCAACACAUAAAUGUGGUAUCUAAUCUGACUGUUUAUAGCCCAACACAUAAAUGUGGUAUCU